Molecule: messenger RNA, 3493 nt
Organism: Phoenix dactylifera (date palm)
Lineage: Eukaryota; Viridiplantae; Streptophyta; Magnoliopsida; Arecales; Arecaceae
Product: transcriptional corepressor LEUNIG
Cellular component (GO): nucleus
Molecular function (GO): protein binding
Source: RefSeq, a predicted model, not a curated record
UUUUUUAACUCGCCGCGCGUCUCUUUUGGGUUUCUCCCUCUUUUGCUUUCCUGACCUCUUUCUAUCUUCUUUCCGAGGGAUCGGUGUAGGGGUUUGGGAAAUCGAAUGUUUGGAUUAAAGGAGAAGGAAUCGAGCGGCGGUCCGGAGUGUUGAGAAGAAGGAAAAAAAAAGAAGACGGUGUUUGAGUUUUUUUUUUUUUUUUGGAUGGAAUCCGAUUCGAGGAGGUGGUAGAAGAGUAGGUUGGGGAUUCUCUGGCGUCUCUCGGCUCGGCGAUUGAGGGUUUUGAGAGAGAAGGAGCGGGGGGAGAGGAUUGUGUCGGUUGGAUUGGUGGGAAUCAUGUCGCAGAACAACUGGGAGGCUGAUAAAAUGCUGGAUGUGUAUAUUUAUGAUUAUUUAGUUAAGAGAAAUCUGCAAGCAACCGCAAAGGCCUUCCAAGCUGAAGGGAAGGUAUCUUCUGAUCCCGUUGCAAUUGAUGCUCCUGGCGGUUUUCUCUUCGAGUGGUGGUCUGUUUUUUGGGAUAUAUUUAUUGCAAGGACAAAUGAAAAGCAUUCUGAUGUCGCUGCGUCUUACAUAGAGACUCAACAUGCUAAACCAAGAGAGCAGCAGCAGCAGCAGCCGCCUCAACAGCAGCAGCAACAACAUCAACAUAUUCAAAUGCAACAAAUUCUGUUACAGAGGCAGCAGCAGCAGCAGCAGCAGCAGCAGCAGCAACAGCACCACCAGCAGCAGCAGCAGCAGCAGCAGCAGCAGCAGCAGCAGCACCACCACCACCACCACCACCACCACCAGCAGCAGCAGCAGCACCAGCACCAGCACCAGCAGCAGCAUCAGCAGCAGCAGCAGCAGCAGCAACAACAGCGUAGAGAGGGAGCUCAUCUUCUAAAUGGCACUGCAAAUGGGCUGGUUGGCAGUGAUUCUUUAAUCCGUCAGAGUCCUGGAACUGCUAAUGCCUUGGCAGCAAAAAUGUACGAGGAACGAUUGAAGUUGCCACUUCAAAGGGAUCCUAUGGAUGACACAUCUAUGAAGCAAAGAUUUGGGGAAAGUGUGGGUCAGCUAGGGGAUCCAAGCCAUGCAUCAAUGUUAAAGUCAGCUGCAACAUCUGGACAGCCUUCAGGCCAAGUUUUGCAUGGUUCAUCUGGAGGCUUAUCGGGGGCUUUGCAGCAGGUUCAGGCUAGGAACCAACAACUUCCUGGAUCAACACAGGAUAUCAAGACUGAGAUGAAUCCAGUUUUGAACCCGAGAGCUGCAGGUCCUGAUGGAUCGCUAAUUGGAAUUCCAGGGUCUAAUCAAACUGGGAACAAUUUGACUUUGAAAGGAUGGCCGCUUACAGGACUUGACCAACUCCGUUCAGGAAUUCUGCAACAGCAAAAAUCAUUUAUGCAGUCCCCGCAACCAUUUCAUCAACUUCAGUUUCUAAGUCCACACCAACAACAGUUACUUCUUCAGGCACAGCAAAAUUUGACAUCCCCGUCAGCUGGAGAUGUUGACACCAGAAGGCUACGAAUGCUUCUGAACAAUAAAAACAUGCUUCUUGGGAAGGAUGGUCAGUCAAACAAUGUUGAUGUUAUUCCAAAUGUUGGAUCUCCAAUGCAAACUCCAUGCUCUGUUAUUCCUCGUGCAGAUACAGAUAUGCUAAUCAAGAAAAUAGCUCAGCUACAGCAGCAACAGCAGCAGCAGCAGCAAAGUAAUAGCCAGCACCAGCUGCUUCAGCAGCAUGCUAUUUCAAGUCAGCAGUCACAAAAUUCAAAUCACCUUCUUCCUCAACAAGAAAAGCUCAGUACUGGCAAUGUUACAGUGGAUGGAAGCAUGUCAAGCUCCUUUAGAGGAACUGAUCAGGCUUCAAAGACUCAAGGCGGGCGCAAGCGAAAGCAGCCUGUCUCUUCCUCAGGUCCUGCCAACAGUUCAGGGACUGCAAACACUGCUGGACCCUCUCCAAGCUCAGCACCCUCAACACCAUCUACUCACACACCAGGAGACGUGAUAUCAAUGCCACAAUUGCAACAUAAUGGUGGGUCAUCUAAGCCAUUGAUUGUGUUUGGCUCUGAAGGAACUGGAACUCUAACGUCACCAUCAAACCAGCUAUGGGAUGAUAAAGAUAUUGAAUUGCAGGCUGACAUGGACCGCUUUGUGGAGGAUGGAUCUUUGGAUGAUAAUGUAGAGUCUUUUUUAUCUCAUGAUGAUGCAGACCCAAGGGAUACAGUUGGUCGCAGUAUGGAUGUCAGCAAAGGGUUUACAUUUACUGAGAUUAGAUCGGCCCGAGCAAGUACAAAUAAAGUCAUUUGUUGCCACUUCUCCUCCGAUGGAAAACUGCUUGCAACUGGAGGCCAUGAUAAGAAGGCUGUUUUGUGGCACACUGAAACUCUAAAGCCAAAGUCUACAUUGGAAGAACACUCCUUGCUGAUUACUGAUGUUCGAUUUAGCCCAAGCAUGUCUCGUCUGGCUACAUCAUCUUUUGACAAAACCGUGAGGGUCUGGGAUGCUGAUAACCCAGGCUAUUCACUUCGUACUUUUACGGGCCAUUCAGCAUCGGUUAUGUCUCUGGACUUCCACCCAAAUAAAGAAGAUCUCAUAUGCUCUUGCGAUGGUGAUGGAGAAAUACGUUAUUGGAGCAUCAAUAAUGGUAGCUGUGUUAGAGUUUUUAAGGGUGGAACAGCCCAAAUGAGAUUUCAACCUCGUCAGGGAAGGUAUCUUGCAGCCGCUGCUGACAACACUAUUUCCAUACUAGAUGUAGAGACACAGGCUUGCAGGCAAAUGCUACAGGGACACAGGAAACAUGUUGAUUCUGUGUGCUGGAAUCCUUCGGGUGAGCUUCUGGCUUCUGUUAGUGAAGACUCGGUCAGGGUGUGGUCACUUGGUUCAGGGAGUGAAGGUGAAUGUGUGCAUGAGCUGAGCUGUAAUGGGAGCAAGUUUCAUUCAUGCGUUUUCCACCCCACUUAUCCAUCUUUGCUUGUCAUUGGCUGUUACCAGUCAUUGGAGCUUUGGGACAUGGCUGAGAACAAUACCAUUACUCUUGGGGCACACGAGGGUUUGAUUGCAGCCUUGGCAGUAUCAAAUGUAACUGGAUUGGUGGCUUCAGCAAGUCAUGACAAGUUUAUCAAACUCUGGAAGUAACCUCCUACUUCAAGCAGACUCUCAGCUAUUGUUUGUAUCCAUACGAAAGCUGCGGAACUCUGAGCAAUGUCUGCUUUCUCUUGGUGCUUGUUCUUGAUUGUGGUGCGGUCCAGAUUGAGCGGAAUGUUUCCAGCCCUUGGUAACUGUGAUAUCGUUCCAGGAUCUCUUAACACCCGGUUUAGUCUAUUAUUGCGUUAUAAAUACUUAGCAUGCUCUGUACUAUGUGAGUGAUGGCUGGUGCUGCUGCUUUUAGCUGAUAUGUUUUGCUUACAGGUAGACCUGAUUGAUACUCGUACAUGUUUAUCAACACAGCAAGUCCCUUGCACUGACUCCAAGUUUUGUAUAUACCUCUUAUAAAAUAUAUGCAUCCGUUUACAGCAUC